GUAAUCAAUCUUGUCUAUGUGGCGGCACACAGGCCACCCCAAGGGAUCGCGUACGUUAGAGCUGGGGGAAAUUUAGAGGUGCUUGCAGCGCCCAUAUUGCAUAGUGUGAUAAAUCUUGUCUAUGCCUGGUGAUCUAUAUGCUCCUGUUGGAUUCGUAUGUACUAGGCCAUCGAAAUUUUUCGUAUUCGUGUCAAGGAGAAGAAUGUAAGUCAACUCCGUAUUGUCGUGUUGUUGUGAAGGAAAAAGUCAUUUUCCUUUUUUCAGUGCUGGUGUUUGAUCAAGUUUGCCUUCGUCCUAUGCUCGGUCUUCGUUUUGCUCUUGCGAAGAAACGAGGUAUGACCAUCGACGUAAUCAAGAUCAUGGAAAAAAGGCGGAAGGACGAUGAGACCAUCGCAGUAGGCGAAAAAUCUUGUAACCGGCACACGACUUGCUCUCAUCCUCCGUGAAAAUUGUCGCCCAGAACGAGUUGUAAAUUACAACGUCAAGACCUGGAAUGUUCCGGAGCCCGAGCGGCGCGGCUAUGAACCCCUUGCCGAACAACAUUAAGGCUGGAACUUUUGAGGAUCAGGUCGAAGUUGAUAGUAUCAUUCUGAACGAAGACGAGCAGGCUCAGGAAACGCUUGUCGGCAAGGAGAAGUCUUUUGCUCAGCAACAUAUGACUACGGCCGCGAAUAAAAGUCAUUUUUUAGCCACCUCCGCGGCCUCAAAUUACUCCUCGAACUUCGACGAAUUUCAGCUGUCAAAAAGUGGCACUUGUACUAGAGCAGGAGCAGCCUCUACGUCGGCUUCAGGUGCAGGUCCUCGUCCUGGUGGCAUUUUCAACAUGGGAGGGCUCUUGCUCGGUUCGAAGCAAUUCCGCGAUAAGUGGUCGUCAAAGCUGUCGAACUUCUCCAUUCAGUACAACCUGGGCUGCGCGUAUGCAACGCAAAUAAAGUACUAUCGCCUUCGCCACGGUCGAUGUGGAUGUGAGAAUGUCCGAUCAUAGAACGAUUUAUGAAUGUAUGAUGUUGAAGAAAACGCUUCUUCUUCUUCACAAAAAAGUUGAACUAUCUGCGCAUCAAGCUGAAAGUACCCAGAAGUAUAACUACAGCUGUUUUUCAUGAUCUUUGCUGAUGAGAGCGACGACAUCUUCAAGGCUCCUGUGCGAUACCACAUUUGCGUGGGAUGACGCGACUUUGGCGAUUGCUAUUAUGCAAACCCAUUCGGAUGUGAUCGCCGACAGCGAGAAUCCGCCCGACUUCCCGGUGCUUACCAAAACGGAGAAAACGCUGACUUUGGCGAUGAUUUUCGUCGGCAACGUGGUCGGGAUGCUCAGCAUGGGCUAUCUGGGAGAUUUGCUUGGCGUCCCGAAAGCCAUCGUCUGCACCACCGGAAUUAGCAUUUUUGGACAGGUAGGUUCUUUUGUAGAUACAACUUGAUGCAGGAGCCGUUUGCCGGGUGCUCGAAGUAGUUUUUGAUGCUGCGCCCAGAUGACAUGAUGAGCCAGGACCCCCUCAUCUUUCUCAUCGUCGGGAACGGAGCACAACACCGACCUCCUUAUAGUGAUGCUGAUUUUCUUCAAUUUGUUACUACAGGCUGGCGUGGCGUUCUUCACGACCGGGGAGUGGAUUUACGAGAUUUUCAUUCUCUUCCGUUUUGUGCUGGGCAUCGGGGUUGGCGGCCUGUACCCCUUGAGCGCAAAACAGGCCGCGCUUGAAGCCAGGAAAGCGGCCGCGAGGUACCAAUAUACGUAUAUGGACACAGGAAAUAAAGUUGUCAGGUGCGACCGCGACGCGAAGACCACAGGAUAGUUUUUAGCUUCAUAUUUGUUCGAGUUUUGAGCUUUAUGUGUUUGUCAUCUACAUAUAAACAUUUUAUGGUCCUCGAUGAAGCACGAGUCGUGCUUCAGCUUUGAAAUAAGUGUUUGCAACUAGAACUACAUUCAAGAGAUGGUAUAUAAAACGUGCACUUCCACAUGACUUUCAGCUCUUCUUCCUCACCUUCAUCCGCAAGCGCGGACCAGGCGAGCAAGGUCGGGUGGAAUUUUUUCUGGCAGCAGCCCGGCAACUGUGCUCCCUACCUCGUCGGCUUGUGCCUCUUUGCCGUGUCGACCAACACCGGUUUUCAAUUUCGCUGCCUCGUCGCGCUGGGAAUCGUGCCGCUGGCCUUGGUGUUUAUGUGGAACGUCGAAAAAGUCAGGGAGGAGGAACUAUGCUGAGCAAAAGCAAUAUCAAACGGAGAUGUGGAGCUUGGGUAAAUGAAUUUUUUUUCUCCGAUGAUCUUUCCAUGUGUUGCACCAACGCGAGCGCUCUUUCGAUUUCGUACUUACCUUAUCCUGGAGCUGAAAUCCAGUGAAUUCGCUCGUUACUGUUUCUUGUUUUUAACUUGGAUGCGGUCGUCGCACCGACUACUGAACGCCUUCCAUUGAAAAGGCAAUCUUAAUCUUUUUCAUAAACAAAAACGAUAUUGCUUUGCUUUUCCCGUGCAUACCCUUACUCGCUGUCGCAGCAAGACCCCUAUCGGACUGGCUACCAACCUGGUCUUGAGAACACCUACCGGCUUCGCAGCAACAGCGCGAGUACCACGGCGGCAAGCACCUCUAGCGCGAACAACUCCGCCUCGGAGGCGACGCUCCCGGAGAUAGAGCUCCGUGCCGACCUCGAUCAGGAUGUUGAUCCUUUUGAAGUUUCAACGAAUAAUUCUGGACUCGGCACUAGAACCGAAACGUCUUCGAGCACAAGCGCAUCGUCUGCAAGUAUAAUGAUUAACGCUGGAGGUGGAGGUGGAGGACCAACAUCAGCAGGAGGAAGUGCUAGCUCUUCCUCUUCAUUACAUAACGGAGCUGCAAGUAGGAGAAACACGAUGUCCGCCCCCGGCGGCGCGCCUCUGCAGCAAAUGUUUACGCCGUAUAACAAGGAGACGCUGCUUGGUACCGGCGGCACGUGGUUCCUGUUCGACGUCGCCUACUACGGCACGCAGAUCUUUUCUCCCUUCAUUUUGCAGCAGAUUUUCGUGCAGAAAUCACUGCAGUCCAACUGCCUGCAGGCUCUGGUGUCCGCGUGUUUCCAAAUCCCCGGCACAAUUGCGGGGAUCUACUACCUUCAGAAUUACGUCGACGUGAAACAGCUGAACGCGCACGGGUUCCUGCUCAUGGGCCUGGUGUUCGGCCUUUUAGCCGUGGGGAAAUCCUACGAGCUGCCGUCAGAGUCGCUGUUCUUCCUGUACUGCCUGUUGCAGUUCACGCUGGGCUUCGGUUGCAUCCUGGCGACGUACAUUUUGCCGACGGUGGUUUUCGACAAGUCCGUGCAGUCCACGAUGCACGGCAUCUCCGCCGGGCUGGGGAAGGCCGGCGCGGCGGUGGGCGCCUUUCUCUUUCCCAUCGUGUCCAAUUCCCUGCCCAGUCACGUUGCCAACCAAACGCUGAUGAGCAUCCAGGCACUGGUUUGCUGCGCCGGGUUCCUGGUCAACCAGUGGUAUGUGCCCGAUAUCGCGGCAGUCACAGAGCUGUUGCUACGCGAGGAGGAAGAAGGUCUGUCGAGGGUCAGCAGCCCUGCGAGCAGUGGCGCGAUGUUAAACGCCAAUAACACCAGCGGCUCUGCUGGUGCUGGUUCAACAUUGACCUACCCACAGGUCUAUGGGCACCACCAGCAGCGACAUGCACUAUCGUCCGCUGGUCUGUCGCCGGUCGAAACGGUUGCGGACCGAGAACUGCAGAAAUUGAAAAUACGCGGAGCGGAGUGACGAGGACAAACGACCAUGCUCAGGAUGUGUAUAGAAUUGCAUUUUUACCUCCGAGAGGAUUCAUCUCAACAGCAGCAUGGGCUCUUUGUUUUGCGGGUGGAAAUCACAGAUGGCGCUACUAAGUGCACGGCAGAUAACGCUCAUUGGUUCCGAUUUUUUUCGCUGUAGAAGGGAGUGUGGCAGUAUACAUGCAAGUGUUUUGUACGCGUGGAUGAAAUUGGAGGUGGAAUAGAAACAAAUUUACCGUAAGAGCAAAAACUUUGUCUUUUAAUCGGCGCCUUCGAUUCAUCUGCUGUUCCUGGGCCAUCUGGCUCGUCUUGUGCGCUCAUCCAAGGUCUUCAGGAGUUGCAACUCCAACUUCGUAAAUACCUUCUUCAUGAUAUGACUACAUCGGGUUUCUUUUCCUUUUCGUUUGUAAGGAGAGCUGAAAGAAGCUCCUCCGGUG
Molecule: messenger RNA, 4165 nt
Organism: Amoebophrya sp. A120
Lineage: Eukaryota; Dinophyceae; Syndiniales; Amoebophryaceae
Source: the annotation of a GenBank genome assembly